Aspergillus alliaceus is the source of this 1542-nucleotide messenger RNA. RefSeq names its product cytochrome P450. Bases 1 to 1539 code for a protein of 512 amino acids. NCBI's taxonomy places the organism in Eukaryota, Fungi, Ascomycota, Eurotiomycetes, Eurotiales, Aspergillaceae. Gene Ontology annotation, molecular function: heme binding; oxidoreductase activity, acting on paired donors, with incorporation or reduction of molecular oxygen; iron ion binding. The record is from RefSeq and is a predicted model, not a curated record. The transcript is spliced from 5 exons.
AUGACGCCGCUAAUAGAGCUUUUGCUGCGAACCUACCUGAAGACGCCGCUGUUGCUCUCCACCGGUGUUAUUGCAUGUCUAGUGAUAGCCUAUUCUCUGGUAUGGGUCAUUUAUAACCUCUAUUUCCACCCGCUGCGACACUUUCCAGGCCCACUUGAAGCGCGAGCGACGCGCAUCUGGUAUUGCCGAAAGCUGUUGUCAGGUAAAGUAUCUUUUGAGAUUGGGAAGGUCCAUGCAAAAUAUGGGGAUGUCGUGCGGAUUGCCCCUGACGAGCUCUCUUUCAAUGACCCGAACGCAUGGAAUGAUAUCUACGGCUACCGACAAGGUAAAGGCGAGUUCGAUAAAGACCCUGUUUUCUACAGUGUCACUUCGUCCGGCCGUCUCAGCAUCGUCGGUGCGCCCACGAAGCGCCAUGGGGAGCUCCGUCGUAUGAUGGCCCAUGGGUUCUCGGAUAGGUCCCUGCGCGAGCAGGUGCCUAUUAUCAAGAGCUACGGAGAUAAGUUUUUUAAUCGCCUGCAUGAACUCAGUCGAACUGGCAAGCCUGUGGAUAUGGUCAAGUGGUAUAAUUUCCUUACUUUUGACGUGAUCGGAGAUCUAGCCUUUGGUAGUAGCUUUGACUGCCUUGAAACCUCUCAGUACCACUCCUGGAUCAGUAUCGUGUUCGACAACAUCAAACUGAGCGCCUACCUUCGCUGCACGCUGUACUAUCCGCGCUUCUUGCGGCCGAUCCUUCGUCAGUUCAUUCCGAGCCAUCUCACUAGACACCGGGAGAAGCAUAUGCGCCUGACUCGAGAGAAAGCAAUGGCCCGUUGGAAUCUCAAAAAUGGGCGUCCUGACCUGCUGGACCGCCUGACGAAGCCGAACAGCGGGAUUUCUGAGGCCGAAUUUAUCCAAAACUGUGCUACCGUAGUUGUCGCCGGCAGCGAUACGACGGCGAACGUCCUUGCCGGCACCACCCAUUUCCUCUCCCAGAAUCGGCGAUGCUAUGAUAAGCUUGCUCAUGAGGUGCGAUCGCGCUUCAAAUCUGAGGACGAGAUUACUUUAGAUGCUGUGUGUCAAUUGGAAUACUUGACAGCGUGCCUGACUGAGGGCAUGAGACGCUAUCCUCCGACUCCAGCCCAUCUGCCCCGUCGAACCAAUAUGAAUGAUAACCUUAGCGGGCGACUGGUCCCUAAGAAUACUACCGUGUCUCUUACUCAAGUGGUUAUGUAUCACACCGAGAAGUACUUUCACCGACCGUAUGACUUUUGUCCAGAACGUUGGCUUGGAGAUCCCGAGUUUGCAUCAGAUCGGCGGGAGGCCUUACAGGCAUUCAGCUACGGUCCUCGAGGCUGCAUUGGCCGCAAUUUGGCUAUGAUUGAGCUACGAUUGACCAUUGCACGGCUUAUGUGGAACUUCGACUUUGAUCCUAUCCCAGGCUAUGAGAACUGGCAUAAUCAGAACAUCUACCUCGGUUGGCAGAAGGUCCCUCUUCCCAUCCAGUUGCGGCCGCGGGCGUAUAUUGCGAAAGAUGUCAAUGGACCUAUCAGUGCACAGUAAGCC